Messenger RNA from Drosophila obscura, 1528 nucleotides. It is a transcript of the gene fsd, whose product is annotated as transmembrane protein 183. Bases 150 to 1100 code for a protein of 316 amino acids. The record is from RefSeq and is a predicted model, not a curated record. Gene Ontology annotation, molecular function: protein binding. Lineage: Eukaryota; Metazoa; Arthropoda; Insecta; Diptera; Drosophilidae. The transcript has 2 exons. Gene Ontology annotation, cellular component: SCF ubiquitin ligase complex. Gene Ontology annotation, biological process: regulation of protein stability.
AGACAGCUGAUUGUAUUUAAAGUAGUUAAAAUUGUUUGUUUUGUUAUUGGAAGCACACUAUUUCUUGAAAUAUAUUCUGCUGUUGACCGUGUGGGAGUGGAAUUUAAAUUAAAUCAACAGGCUAGAAAUGAACGCCACUGCCACUAGCAAUGAACCUGAGCUGUGAUUCCUCUGAUUGCAACGAAUUAAUUAAGAGCAAAUUUUACCGGACCAGCGGAAAAUGUGCGAUAUAUGCACGCCAAUCGGAGGUCUAUGUUCAGGCGAAGCCGACUCCAACGCCCAGAGUCAGCGCACCAGCAUCAUCAUCCAUGGCGGAGAGCAACAACAACAUAACCCACAUUCGCCAUGACAUUUGGUUCCACAUUGCCAUGCAUAUAGAUCCCGAGGACGUGCAGACUUUCGCCCUGAUAUGCAAACAGACCGCCAUGCUUGUGAGCUCUCGAGCAUUCUGGCGGAACCUGUAUAAACGAUAUUGCGCGGGCGUGACGUUGGGCUGGAACCUGGCCUUGCCAGCCCACUUGCAGAUGGAGCAAAUAAGUAGCUGUGAUACAAAAGACUUGCGAUCGCUUGUCGUUAAGGCGCUCUUUUACUGCCACAGACCAUUGAAAGUCCGAAAAGAACAGGGCUACAAUCUCGACUGGCUGGUCCAUCGCACCUUUGUCUCAUGCUGGCAAAAACAACACCGAUGCCUGUGGGUAAUCUGCUAUAAACUGUGGAAUAAGCAGCCAGGCGUAAAUUUUGAAGAGUCUGAAGCCCCAGCUAGCCAAGUUGUAAGCGAUUGGGAGUCGCUUGUGGAAGAGGACGCAGGGCAGCUUCCACCGGCCAUUGGCAAUCCAAACGAAGGCGUUAUGUUACUGGUUGUGGUGUGCCGCCAGUUUGUGCCUACUCCUACGCGGUUGGCCUAUAGCCAACAGCAGGCGCGUUAUCGCCUGAAAGCCACCCGGGAGCUGCUCUGCACAGACAUGCGGGCGAAGAACUUGGAGCUAGACUUCGCCGAAGACUCCAGCAGAAAUGCGACUGUCACUGUGAAGUACGCGCGCAUUGAAAAGUACAAAGUAUUGCCUUGGUGGCAUCCAGACUUCCAGAUAUUUGUGAAGUAAAUUCCGUGUUACCCUUGCAAUUACACUUGUUUCAUUCGCGCGAGCAUCAAUGUGAUUGUUAUCUUUCUGAAGGCACUGACAGCGCUGGUUGCUCCUUAUCUAAAGUGCUACUGGGCGGCCGGUAGCAUGUGUUCGACAGACAAGACAAUGCCGGAAGCAAGCGUGUAAACAAGAGAUAGAUGUUGCUAAAUGCAUUUAACAUUUUAUUCAAACGCACACGGAUGUCGUUAUUGCGGGAAAUCACAUUUGCAUACUUAAUAACAAAAUCAUAAGAGUGUGCAUCGUCGUUAUAAAAAAGCGAAUGUUAUCAUUAUGGUUACGGGACUAAAACUGGAGGAAGCCUGCUCAUAUAUACACUUUGAUCUUAAACAUAAUUUUGUGUGUGUGUGCUACCAAUAAAAUCAUUGAAGAGGUGGUCAUUGUGUAAA